GAUGACAUUUACCAAUGGGUUAGAGAUCACCGCGUGCACCACAAAUUCAUUGACACCGACGCGGAUCCAUAUAACGCGAGAAGAGGAUUCUUCUUCUCGCACGUAGGUUGGCUUCUAAUACGUAAGCAUCCUGAUGUUACGCUCAAAGGUGCAACGGUCGAUUGCAGUGAUCUCAAGCAAGAUCCAUUCGUGAUGUUUCAAAAAAAGUGGUAUCUGUAUAUGAUGUUGUCUUGCUCUUUUAUUAUACCAGCAUUAGUACCUUGGUGGUUGUGGGAUGAGAGUUUGUGGUAUUCGUGGCAUCUUGCAAUCUUCAGAUAUUGCGUAAAUCUGAAUGCUACUUGGUCGGUAAAUUCCGUGGCUCACAUAUGGGGUAUGAGACCAUACGACAAGUCACUCAGUUCUACCAACAAUAGUGGAGUUGCUAUAGUAACGUUAGGCGAAGGUUGGCAUAACUAUCAUCACGUCUUUCCUUGGGAUUAUAAAUCAGCGGAAUUUGGAAAUUAUGGACUCAAUCUUACUACAGCUUUCAUUGACUUUUUCGCUUAUUUGGGCAUGGCUUAUGACUUGAAGACCGUACCUGCUGAUGUGAUAAAGAAACGUGUUCUUCGAAAUGGCGAGACACAUGAUAAUAAAUCUAGCAGUUAUAUAAAUUAAAAUAUACAGGCAAUUAUUUUCCAUUCAAAACUAAUUUUUAAAAAGAAAGAAUGUUGUGCGGUGAGGACACAAGAGGAUCCGACGGGACUCCGCAGGGGAACGGGAUUUCAAUAAAUUUUGUCACUCCGACACUUAAUUUUCACUAAAUAAACAGACUUUAAUUUCA
Messenger RNA from Wasmannia auropunctata (little fire ant), 820 nucleotides. Its product is annotated as acyl-CoA Delta(11) desaturase-like. Gene Ontology annotation, molecular function: stearoyl-CoA 9-desaturase activity; iron ion binding. NCBI's taxonomy places the organism in Eukaryota, Metazoa, Arthropoda, Insecta, Hymenoptera, Formicidae. The record is from RefSeq and is a predicted model, not a curated record. Gene Ontology annotation, cellular component: endoplasmic reticulum membrane. The annotation marks the transcript as partial. The transcript is spliced from 4 exons. Gene Ontology annotation, biological process: unsaturated fatty acid biosynthetic process.